Pestalotiopsis fici W106-1 is the source of this 618-nucleotide messenger RNA. RefSeq lists its product as uncharacterized. NCBI's taxonomy places the organism in Eukaryota, Fungi, Ascomycota, Sordariomycetes, Amphisphaeriales, Sporocadaceae. The record is from RefSeq and is a predicted model, not a curated record. The coding region runs from base 1 to 618 and encodes 205 amino acids. The transcript is spliced from 2 exons.
AUGUUGAAGACGGUAAUUUUAGUCCUCGGUCUGGCAUCGAGUCUCAUCGGUGCCGCACCGAGCUACGUUGCAACCACCGACAAUAUCUCAGACGCCAACAAGGCCGCCGGCUCCGUCUCCGACAAUGCGUGCCGAGUCGAAGAGCUUCCGUACACGGCGCCGACAUUCCGACACCCGGCACGCGACGUCUGCGUCGACAUCGAGGCUCUGCGCAAGGUCAAGAUCUACUCGGCCGCGACCUGCCAAAACGGAACCGAGGCGCUCUUUGCCCGCUACAGGGCACCGGGCUGCGUCGGGGAGCCGGCGGAGCUGCAGGCCAUCGGCGAGGAGCUGCUCGGCGCUUGUCUGAGCAUGCCCUCGCGCGGCGCCGGCAGCUACGGGUUCUGGUGCGACGGGGUCGAGGAGCGGGCGCCUCUGGACCCGGCUCCUGCGUCGCCUCCUCAAUACAGCAGCGGCGGAGGUUUUUGGGGUCUGAUUGGGAUCCUGCUGUUGAUCUUUGUGACGAUGCUGCUCAUUGCUGUGCUGAAGCUGGUAUCAUUCAUUUCAAGGGCUACUCACGCCGGAAACAAGUUCUUGGGCAUCUUUGGCCAGAGAGAGGGAGGGAUUGCAUUGAGAUAG